AUGGACCCGUACUCGCCUGAAGGGGAGCUCAUAAACAUCCACUCAGCCUUCCACGCGGGCGCCUACCAACAAGUCCUGGACUUUGACACAUCGUCGUUUUCCUCUACCAAUGCGCUCCCCAUUCGCGUCCUGAAGUCCCGCUCACAAAUUGCGCUUGGGCAAGCCAAGCAAGUUUCCGCCGAUCUCGCUAGCGAAAAGACACCCGAUCUCAUCGCCGUACGGCUACUGGCAGACUACGAGCAGGGCAAGGAUGUUGUUGCACAGGCGAAGAAGCUCGCAGAGCAGCAUGGGCAAGAGAACCUAGCAGUGCAGUUGUGUGUCGGGAUCCUGCUGGAGAGGGCGGGCGAGACGGAUGCGGCAUUGGAGCUCUUGAGUAAGCACCAGGGUAGCUUGGAUGCUGUAGCACUCAUUGUGCAGAUACACCUACAACAAAACCGCUCCGAUCUCGCGACAAAAGAAGCACAGCGCGCACGGAAAUGGGCACAGGACAGUCUCCUUGUAAACAUUGCGGAAUCGUGGGUUGGCAUGCGCGAAGGCGGCGAAAAGUAUCAAUCCGCAUUCUACGUCUUCGAAGAGCUCGCCCAAACCGCUCAGUCUCAAUCCCCACACUCCCUCGUUGCGCAAGCCGUCUCAGAACUUCAUCUCGGGCGCCUCCCUGAAGCUGAAGCCGCCUUACAACAAGCCAUCGCCAUUGAUGAAAAUUCCGCGGAUACAAUUGCAAAUCUUAUCGUGUUGAACACACUGCUGGGUAAGAAGGAUGAGACGAAACAGUUGACGGAGAAGCUGCAGACAGUAGACAAGCAACACAGAGCAGUGAAGGACUGGACAGAGAAGAAGGAGGAGUUUCAGAAGGCUAUGGGGAAGUACACACCGAAGUUUGAGGUUGCUUCUUGA
Molecule: messenger RNA, 894 nt
Organism: Dothidotthia symphoricarpi CBS 119687
Lineage: Eukaryota; Fungi; Ascomycota; Dothideomycetes; Pleosporales; Dothidotthiaceae
Product: coatomer subunit epsilon
Exons: 4
Coding region: 1-894 (297 amino acids)
Biological process (GO): intra-Golgi vesicle-mediated transport; endoplasmic reticulum to Golgi vesicle-mediated transport; retrograde vesicle-mediated transport, Golgi to endoplasmic reticulum
Cellular component (GO): COPI vesicle coat
Molecular function (GO): structural molecule activity; protein binding
Source: RefSeq, a predicted model, not a curated record